Molecule: messenger RNA, 1528 nt
Organism: Epinephelus fuscoguttatus (brown-marbled grouper)
Lineage: Eukaryota; Metazoa; Chordata; Actinopteri; Perciformes; Serranidae
Product: dual specificity protein phosphatase 13-like
Exons: 7
Coding region: 139-1281 (380 amino acids)
Biological process (GO): negative regulation of MAPK cascade; protein dephosphorylation
Cellular component (GO): cytoplasm
Molecular function (GO): MAP kinase phosphatase activity; protein tyrosine/serine/threonine phosphatase activity
Source: RefSeq, a predicted model, not a curated record
AUUUAUUCUGCAGGAUGUUUUUCACUAAUGAGUGUAUGAUUACAGAGUUAUAAAAGGAAACAGUCAUAUGCUGGAGUGUGUGUGAACAGAGAAGUAAGAGCGAGCACAGCAGGAGAAGAGCUGUGCCUUGAAGUGAGUAUGUCUCUUAGGGAUCCACCAUAUGAACCUCCUUCUGUCGCAGAGCUGCAGGAGUUCCUCCUGGAAGACAGACGACCUACAGGACAUGUCAAUCAAGUCUGGCCUAACCUUUUCAUAGGCAACGAGGUUGCGGCUCGUGACAAGGCCGCUCUGCACAGUCUGGGCAUAACCCACAUUGUAAACGCUGCUCACCGACCCCCUGGCACUGCCUCCUUUUUCUACGUCAACACCGGCCCUCGUUUCUACAGAGAUAUGACAGUGGAUUAUUAUGGAGUGGAGGCUGAUGAUGCAAUAGAGUUCGUCCUUAGUCCUUUCUUUUACCCAACAGCGCGAUACAUCCGAGCCGCACUGGGCAUGGGAGGACGGGUAUUUGUCCACUGUCUGAUGGGCGUGAGCCGCUCCGCAACAUUGGUGCUGGCCUACCUGAUGAUUGUCGAGGGCCUGAGGCUGCAGGAGGCAGUGGCCGCGGUAAAGCCUCACAGAGACAUCUGUCCCAACCCAGGCUUCCUGUUUCAGCUCCGCAGCCUCGACAUGAGCCUGGAGAGGGAGCGGAGGAGGCGCCGACAGGCCCAAACACUAGGUCACUCCCAGGAGGAAACACCAUCUCUGACAGAGCUGAGGCAAAUCCUCUGGACCAACAGGAAGCCAGUGGCACCCGUCAAUCAAGUCUGGGCGAACCUGUACAUUGGAGAUGAGUCUGUGGCCCGAGACAAAAACAAACUCUCAUCUCUGGGUGUAACUCACAUACUGAAUGCUGCAGCGGGUCGACACCGGAUCAACACAGGUCAGCAGUUCUACAGUGACCUCAAAGUGGAAUAUCAUGGCAUUGAAGCUGCAGACCAUCCGGAGUUCAACCUCCGACCUUUUUUCAGUUCUGCUGCACAGUUCAUAGACAGUGCUCUGAAGAAAAAUGGGAAGGUGUUUGUGCACUGUGCCAUGGGUGUCAGCCGCUCUGGAGCGCUGGUUCUCGCCUAUCUGGUGCUCUGCCAGGGCCUGUCGUUAGCGGAGGCCAUCAUCGCUGUGCGUCUGAACAGAGACAUUGGACCCAACUCUGGAUUUCUGGAGCAGCUGAGACAGCUGGAGCUGAGCCUCAGUCCUCAGAGUAGACAGACCACAGAAGAGGACCAUGCUGACACAUCAUGACAGAGCAUGACGCUUUCACACUUGUCAGGCACCUGCUCUGUUUGAAUCCACAUUUUCUGUAUAACAAUCAAACCUGAUGAAUAGAAAUAUGUGUCAUUUGUCACAAGAAGUCUCAGUCUCUGGCCCAAUGUAACAACUGAAUGCUUUGAAUUUUAUGUCCCCAGAAAUAACUCUCCCCACACCUGUCCACACAUUGGUGACAUUCUUAUAAUGACGACAAAGCAACAUGCCACUCUGACUGAACUUC